Messenger RNA from Vombatus ursinus (common wombat), 2228 nucleotides. It is a transcript of the gene CASTOR1, whose product is annotated as cytosolic arginine sensor for mTORC1 subunit 1. The transcript is spliced from 8 exons. Gene Ontology annotation, biological process: cellular response to L-arginine; negative regulation of TORC1 signaling. The record is from RefSeq and is a predicted model, not a curated record. Bases 26 to 1027 code for a protein of 333 amino acids. Gene Ontology annotation, cellular component: cytosol. NCBI's taxonomy places the organism in Eukaryota, Metazoa, Chordata, Mammalia, Diprotodontia, Vombatidae. Gene Ontology annotation, molecular function: arginine binding.
CCUCCCAGCCCCCGGGCCCGGCCCGAUGGAGCUGCACAUUCUGGAGCACCGGGUCCGGGUGCUGAGCAUCGCGCGCCCGGGACUCUGGCUCUAUACGCACCCGCUUGUCAAGCUGCUCUUCCUGCGGCAGCGGAGCCGGUGCAAGUUUUUCAGCCUGACAGAAACCCCAGAAGAUUACACUCUGAUGUUGGAUGAAGAAGGAUACAAAGAGCUGCCCCCGUCAGAGUUCUUGCAGGUGGCUGAGGCCACGUGGCUGGUGCUCAACGUCCUAUCCAACAGCAGCUCGGCCACCAAUUUCCAGGCUGUCGGCGUCACCAAGAUUGCCCGGUCGGUCAUAGCUCCCCUGGCUGAGCACCACGUCUCAGUGCUCAUGUUGUCCACGUACCAGACAGACUUCAUCCUGGUUCGGGAGCAGGACCUACCUGUCGUGAUCCACACUCUGGCCCAGGAAUUUGCCAUCUACCGGGAGGUCGAUGGAGAGCCUGUGCCCGUGGCCUGUGAUGAUGCCAGCAACGGCUUCCACAAAGCCAAACUGGGCCCCAGCCCCACUGUGCACCCCAUCCAGAGUCCCCAGAACAGAUUCUGCAUCCUCACGCUGGACCCUGACACCCUCCCUGCCAUUGCUACCACGCUCAUGGACGUCCUCUUCUACUCCCACAGUGCUUCAAAGGAGGGGGCUUCUGAUGACCCGGACCUUGACUCCAUCCCCUUCUUUGCCUUCUCCCUGAUCGAGGGCUACAUCUCUAUUGUCAUGGACGCAGAGACACAGAAGAAGUUCCCCAGUGACCUGUUGCUUACUAGCUCCUGCGGAGAGCUCUGGAGAAUGGUUCGAAUCGGGGGCCAGCCCCUGGGCUUCGAUGAGUGUGGGAUCGUGGCCCAGAUCGCGGGGCCCCUGGCCGCUGCCGACAUCUCCGCCUACUACAUCAGUACCUUCAACUUUGACCACGCCCUGGUGAGUGUCUUCCUUUUCCCAGGCUACCCCUUCCUAAAAGCCAGGACCAGUUCGGGGCAUGCAUGUCACAGGUGAAGCUAGAAGGGAUCUAAGAGACCGUCUCGUCCAACCCUCUUGUUUUGGAGCGGUGGAGAUGGGCCCAGAGAAAUGAAGAGAUUUGCUCAUGUCACCCAGCCUGGCAGCGCCCCCAGGAUUCGCUCUUAGGCACUUCCCUCUAGAAGGUGGCUGGUCUCAGGAAGCCCGGCUCUCCCCGGUUCCCUGCCCCUUUAAGCGGGGCCUGUGGUGCUCUCCCUUCUUCCCCCUGUGCCCACAGGUACCCGAGGAUGGCAUCGACAGUGUCAUUGAGGUCCUUCAGAAUCGCCAGGAGAGCUGCCGGUAGUGGCUGGAUCAGGAACCUAUGUCCCUGUGGCUCAGGCUGGCAGACACUCCCCCGCCAUUGUCCUCUUCUUUGGCGGGGUUCUGGCGUCUCCAAAGGCUAAACCAAAGCUUUGCCCCGUGGCAAUGGGGACUGCUCUGGUGCCCCUCUGUUAGGUGUGCGUGAGGGGGACAUCCCCUGGGACCACCUUUCACUCUAAUUUUUAAGUAGUUGGUUUUUUUGGUCCUGUUGCGCAAGCAGGCGCCUAGGGCUAGGGGACUGGACACCCCAGGGGCUGGGGGUGGGAGGGGAGAUGAUCUCAAGCUUUCCCUCCUGUCCUUUGGAACCUGGGUCAUUUUCUUGGCCUCCUCUUGGAGCUGGCCCUGCUCUAAGGCCCGGCCCCCAGUGGGUGGGGGUUAGGGAGGGCCCUCAUCCUGGGCCAAAGCUGGCUCCCUUCAGUUCUUGCUCCCCAUGUCCUCUCCUGGAGGUCAGGAAAGCUAAGAGGCCUGGCCUCUAAUGCACAAAACACUCAUGUGUGCCUUAUCCGUGAAGCUGUGUGGGCACACUGUGUGCCCACAAAGUGGAAUCGUGGUGCUGUGGAAGGCUUCACUUAGGAAGCCUCAAGCCUUGACACUCCCCUACCCCAGCCCUUGGUAAACAUCUUUGCACAUGCUCCCUCCAUGUGGGGCUGGGGGCUCCCUGGGAAGGAGAUCCCCCUCUCUGUCCUUCUCCCCUUUCUGCACCCCUGUCUCCUGCCCCUCUCCAUGGUCCUGGGAGGAAGCUCCCUCUGCAGAGGGCUGGUCCCCACACCCAUCCUCUCCUAGGGGAGAGCCCAUGAUCUCUGUCCCAUCUUUGGGGAGGAGCCUCCUGUUUUUAAGAAAUCUCCAAUAAAGCACUUUGCAAUCCCUGGAGUGUGUCUAA